GAAGAGGAAGGAGCCGUCUGUCCAGCCUUAUACAAAGAGGAUCUUAUAGACAGAACCGAGGCUCCUAUUCAAGACGAGCUGGUUUUCAGGAACAAAGAACAUCACCAGCUUUCACACAAAGAGGCAGACCUGCAGGUCGCUACGGGCAUUCGAGAAGCUCCUUCUGGAAGAUGA
Molecule: messenger RNA, 174 nt
Organism: Pelobates cultripes (western spadefoot toad)
Lineage: Eukaryota; Metazoa; Chordata; Amphibia; Anura; Pelobatidae
Source: the annotation of a GenBank genome assembly